CAUAAACAAAAGGAAGUAUCCAAACUCCACCACAUGAACACCAUUCGGUUAUGGAGGGACUGAUUUCUCUUCCCGCACUAACAGAGUAAACAUUUUGACCUUGCAGCUCGCCAACGAUGGCAGAAACGGAGGAACCCCCCACCAUACCCUUUAAGAAUCUCAGUAACAGAGAGUACCAGGGCCACAAGAAGAAGGUGCAUUCUGUGGCUUGGAACUGCACGGGGACGAAGCUCGCGUCGGGUUCUGUUGAUCAAACCGCUAGGGUUUGGCACAUUGAGCCCCACGGACAUGGUAAGGCUAAAGAUAUUGAAUUGAAGGGGCACACAGACGGUGUGGAUCAGCAGUGUUGGGACCCCAAGCAUGCUGAUUUGAUUGCCACUGCCUCUGGGGACAAGACGGUUCGUCUUUGGGACGCUCGGAGUGGAAAAUGUGCACAACUAGCAGAACUUAGUGGGGAUAACAUUAAUAUCACCUAUAAACCUGAUGGGACACAUCGCCGUUGGUAA
This is a messenger RNA of Pyrus x bretschneideri (Chinese white pear), 506 nucleotides long. Its product is annotated as THO complex subunit 3-like. Gene Ontology annotation, cellular component: THO complex part of transcription export complex. The coding region runs from base 117 to 506 and encodes 129 amino acids. Lineage: Eukaryota; Viridiplantae; Streptophyta; Magnoliopsida; Rosales; Rosaceae. The transcript has 4 exons. Gene Ontology annotation, molecular function: protein binding. Gene Ontology annotation, biological process: mRNA export from nucleus. The record is from RefSeq and is a predicted model, not a curated record.